This is a messenger RNA of Equus caballus (horse), 5614 nucleotides long. RefSeq names its product churchill domain containing 1 (gene CHURC1). Gene Ontology annotation, molecular function: zinc ion binding. The record is from RefSeq and is a predicted model, not a curated record. Gene Ontology annotation, biological process: positive regulation of DNA-templated transcription; multicellular organism development; fibroblast growth factor receptor signaling pathway. Lineage: Eukaryota; Metazoa; Chordata; Mammalia; Perissodactyla; Equidae.
CUAACUCUCUCCCCAGCGUUGUUGCCUGGGAGCCCAGGCACUGCCCUAACAACAGUUGCUAAUGGGCGGAGACUUCGAAUGGUCCCCGAGACCAGCUAUUCCAGGGUCGUGUACUUGGGGCGCAUGCGGCAACCUUCUCUUAGCUCUCGCGAUGCUUCGUCUUCCCGGAAGCGCUGGAGGGCCUUGCCUGUUAACGGCGUCGCGAUGUGUGGGGACUGUGUGGAGAAGGAAUAUCCCAACCGGGGUACCAUCUGCCUGGAGAAUGGAUCUUUCUUGCUGAACUUUACAGGCUGUGCAGUAUGCAAUAAGCGGGAUUUUAUGCUGAUCACAAACAAAUCUUUGAAAGAGGAAGAUGGAGAAGAAAUAGUUACCUAUGAUCAUCUCUGUAAGAAUUGUCAUCACGUGGUAGCCAGGCAUGAGUAUACAUUCAGUAUCAUGGAUGAAUUUCAGAUCCUCCAUCAUGGGGACCGCAGUCAUUUCAGAGGCUUGCUGAGAAGACCAAGUGAGAUGCAGUGCCUGGUACCCGGUGGAUAUUCAAUCGACUGCAGCUAUCAUUAUAGGGAAUACGCAGGGGUGAAGAACAAGCAAACCCCUCACGUGGCUCCAGCAGAGGUUCUCCUGGGAGGAGAAAGUCAGGAAGAUGCGGCCCUCUCCCAACCAAGUGCAGAGCAGCUCAUCGUGAUUUCCCAGCACCUCAGAUAUGUCGAUCAUGGUCUCUACCACACCCAGUAUCCUUUUCUGGCUGGAAGUGCCCAGCCCAAAGCCCCUGCUCAGGGAAGGAGGGCUAGGCACAGCGUGUUCACUGUGGAGAAGCAGCUCCUGACUGGACCAGGGAUGGGUAUCUGACCCAAAGGAGAUCCAUCAACAGGCUUGCUGGUGACCCACAAGGGGACCUGGCCAACAGGGCAAGGGAACCUAGCUAAGCCAAUCAAACUAGCUCCCUCAGACGCUGCAGAAGGGACUGGCCAGUUGGUAAGGAGAGAAGCAUGAAGCAGACAGAAGUGCAGAGAAGCGGGAUGACUAAAACGGCAAACGCACUGGCCAGAGUGGGCCUGAGGGCGCUGGAUCCUCACACAGCCACCAGUCCACACCAGACCCCACCUUCCUGCCCAUGGGUUUCCUCAUAGCACAUCCCUGUUUUCUGAGAGCGCCUCAGGAUGCCUGAAGAUUCACAGCCUGUGACUGUCCACUGCUGCCUAAGGACUCCGCCAGGCCGGUGGGCAAGACGUCCCAACUAUGGGGCUGGGAGGAAGACUUCUAAAACCAUGGGCCCUGCUCCUUGCUGCCUCCUGGUUUUUGUCUUCUGGCCCCAACUAGACAUGGAGUACCUAAGGGGCAGAGAGUAUAUUCUGUAUUUGACAAAGUUUUUUUUUUUUUUUAAUCUUUACCUCCAUACCAGCUCAAUGCCGGGCAUAAAAUAGCAUUUCCAUUAGUGGCAUCGUCCUCCCCCAGAGAGCACAAGGCGGGAUGGGCGCCAGCGGCUCGAGAGCAGGGACAUGUGUCCUGCCAUCUAAAUGCCUCGCAGACACUGGCAAGAAAAACUUGUCAGUUAAGUGACAGUGCCAGGUCCUGAUACGCAUGUGGACAGGUGCUGCCCUCACCACACCUGUGGCCUGAGGCAGCCCUAGGCCUCUGGCUCUUCCUGCUGUGUCCCUGGCUGCAUGGCCUUUGCUCCUCCAGCAGCAACCCCUUGCGACUGCCAGGCCACGACCUGACCCCUGCAGCACAGUGACAGGGAUGCUGUCAGAGAACUAGGAGGACAAGCAAGGCCCUCUUCUGGGCACCAGGGCCUGGGGCAGACAGAGGGAUGGGGCAGGGUAGACAGUGCUGGCACUCACUUGGCUCCUAAGAUAUCUUGCCUUGGCAAAGAGCUUACUACCUUCCCAGUCGAGCAGUGAGGGCAGGUGGAGACUGGAAAGAAGGAAACAGGACAGAUCCGGGGGAAAGAACACUCCCCCCCGCCCCCCCCCCCGCACUGUCUGCCUCCAAAGAAAGCAUGGAGGAAGUGCGGCUCAAGAAACAGAGGGGCAUGGUCAAUAAGAACACGAUUGUGAGGCCAGAGUUUGGUUCCAGUCCUGCCUUUUCCACUAAUUACCUGUGUGGUCUUGGGAAAGCUACUUAACCUCUCUUUGCCUCCGUUUCUCACCUAUAAAAUGGGGAUGAUGAUCCCUGAUGUCAGAGAAUUUUGUGAGGAUUAUGAGAUGAGGUAUAAAACCCCUAAGGCAGAGCCUGGCACAUAGAGCUUUAUUAAAUGUUAGCUGAAGAAGCUAUCAGCCUCCUGUAGGGGAGGAUGGGAUUAUGGAACCCAGGGUCACAGCUCGGGGAAUGGAGAGAGCUCUGGGAAGUAGGCGGGGCUCAAGUUGGGAAGAUGGAGGAGAACGGGGCAGAGAGGCAAGACAGACACACUAAGCUGGAGCAUUUCAACAAAAAGAGAAACUGCCACUCACCAUGGAGGCUACAUGGCCCCCAGAGUCUGACUACAACCUAAAUUCUGGCACAGCUAAGGUGUGCCUAUUGGUGGGCCAGCACCUCAUGGGUUAACGUCAGGUGCCAGCUUGCCUGUCUGCCAAGUGCCACGUGGUUCAAGUGGAAACAGGGCUCUUCUGGGUGCCAAUGUUAUCACCAUGAUCAACCACAGCCCAAAGGACCAGCAGCGUGACCUGAGCCUUCUCAUUAGCAAUGAGACGCCGCAACAGGGAAAACCUAAUACACCUGAAACCCAAGGCAGACACCCAAUGCCUGGAGCCAUGCUGGCUCCAGUUACGAAGCUGAAGUUCAGGAAGGCCCUGCCCCGCCCCCCAGAAAACCAGCAUGUGCUGGACAUGUGGAGCUCAUGUGGGUUGUGGCAGGAGGUCACCUCCCAAGAGGUCACCCUGAGAAACCCCAAAACAAGCUUUAGGGAAAGAAAGAGCCUGGGGGGAGGUGGCUGCCUGACUUUGCCACCCCCAACAAGGCAUCACAGUAAUCUCCAUUUCAAAACCCCCUCUCGGCAAGAGAGAGGCCUACUAAUGCCAGGAGACCGAUAACACAAGUCAGGGGCGGAGCAGGGAGGAGACAACACAGAGGGAGAGCUAAGAGACAAGGCUCAAGGGAGGACUCCAGACAAAGGCUCCUGGCACAUGAAUGUCCCUCAGCCCAGUCAGGCGAGGGGAGCUGGGAGCAGCUUUGCCCAAACCUGCUCUGGCUGCAGCCCUCUGCCUGCCUUCCGUGGGGCCUCGGCCUCACUGCCUGCGGGACUGCAUGCUGGCUGGCUUCUCCUUGGACCCAGUGCGGGCUGACUGCCCCUCAUGCUGCCUCAUUCGCACCACCGUGUCCUGGGAGUGAUGGGAAGUGGAAAUAAAGGGAUGCCUGGUCGCUGGCUAACUCCAAGGCCAUGUUUUAACCUCCAGGGCACUGGGCCCAAAGGCUCUGAUUCAGAUGCCCACCCACAAGAAAGGGUGGAAAUUUCCAGAAUGAUACUCGAUCCCUCCCUUCUUUAUAAAGACACAAACAGAUGCGUGCACACAGACACACACACACAGGACCUCAAUGUGGAAGGACAGUGGUGAUAUGGGGAUCAGGACCACUGUGGAGCCUACCCCUUUCAUAUAAAAUCUUGGAGAGCCAAUCUUCAGAAACCCAGGACCCAUUAUCAUAGAAGGGUUUCCCGGUCAAACACGGCCUCCCAUGAGGCUGGAAGGAGUGCAUGCCCUCAGUGCCUGAGCCCCUGACCCUGAGGUGGUUCUGGAAGGUCCCUCUAGCAGCUCGGUUGAGUCAACGGGCAUCAUCCGUCACCAGUAGUGACCCUGAGUGACAGACAAUACUGAACUUAGUCUAAGAUACUGACCCCUUGUCUCUGCAUUCACCAAAGAGGACCCCACUCACAGCGGGAUCACAGGAGCCACUUUCUUGCUCCCUGCUAUGUCUGAGCUUCUCCUAUGACAUGGAUCUGAGCAGAAGAGCUAAAAGCUACUGGGCACUGCUCACCCCUUACAGAACUUCCCCUCUUCUCACAGCCCCAACACGUGUGGAGCCCAGUGAGUUUCUCAUUGUCUGUGAGUCCCAAGAAACCAACACUACUUGGAACUUCCCUCAGGGAAGAGCCAAAGUUCUCUAGGAAAACGCACAUAUGCAUGCACGCACUCAUUCAAACAAACUGUUACUGAGUGCCUCCUCUGUGCCAUGAACUAAGGUAGGUACUAGAAGACACAGCCACGAAUAAUACAGAAAGAUCCUUGUCUGCAGAGAGCUUCUGUUCUAGUGGGAAAGACAGAUAAUCAAUAAGUAAACUAAUAAUUUCAGAGAGUGAUAAGUGUUAAGAGGCAAAAGCAGAAUAACGGAGUAGAGAGUGAGGAGAUCCGUGUGCAGGCUGCUUUAGAUCAGCUGCUCAGAGAAGACCUUUUAGAGGAGGUGACAGUUGAGCUGAGACCCGAAUGGCAGGAAGGUACCGCAGGGGGAAGGUCUGAAGGGUCAGCGCCCCAGGCAGGAACACUUUUCAGUCAAACUUGCAGUUCCUCAGAAGAGAAAGGGCGGAGGGACCAACAUCAUUCUUUCCUCUGUUGUAGAGAGGGAAGGCACAGCAAGGCCCUGCGCUUACCUUGGAUCUCACAGGGACCCACUCAUAUGUGCACAUGUGUGUGCACAUGUCCAAGUACAUAUACACUUGUUUAGAGGCUCUAACCUCAAGAAUGUAUCAAGAAACUUCUCAAACACUAGAAAGGGCAACUUGGGGACUCCUUGCCCCCCACUUUAUGGUGAGAUCUCUAUACUGAAUAACUCAUGUGUAUAAAGCGUAUCAUUCUGGUACACAGAGUGGGUACACAGAGUAGGUACUCAGGAAACACCAGGUCCCUUCCCCUUUCCCUUCCCAUGACCGCGUGCACAGACCUCCAUAGGGCCUCUGUGAUAUGUGCCGUGUGCGCCAGUUAAUCCUGUCCUGCUCCUGUCUGGCAGACCCCUUACCUGGGCCUCGCUUCCCUAAGCCUGCUGCUGAGUGGUCUGUGGGCACAGCUGAGGCGGCCAAGACCUGCCAGGGUACUGACUACUUAGUCCUCCAUCUCCUCCUGAGCCUCUUCCCAGGAAGGGCCAUGUUGACAGGCAAGAGAAGGUUCCGGGAGGAAGAAAUGGGCUGGGAGCUUCAGGAGCAAACAUCUUGGAGGAGACGGCCUCCAGAGGCAUCUGCCCUCACAGAGAGCCCAUGAAGCAAACUCCUAGCAAGGAUCUAGUUGAACUUAAGCUAGUAUGACCAUGACCUGGCCACUACCAGCUGGCCCAGUGGGGCAGAAGAGUAGCAGCCCCAAAUGAUGAGGCGUUCUCCACAGUGCCUCCUCCCCGACCCCUUGUCCUCUGGGGAACCUUACUUAGUCUUCAAGGACCCACUCAACUGUCACUUCUUCUGUGAAGCCUUCACCAGUCAACCCUGGGGGGAACUGAUCGGUCCUCUGUGACUCCAAAGCAUCUUGACAUUGCAUUUACAUAACGUUCUGGUUGUCUGCAUGCCUGACUCCCCCACUGCACUGUGAGCCCCCAGAGGGCAAGAGAGCAUCUGAUUCAUUUCCUAUUCUCAUUGCCUGGCAGCCGGUAGAUACUCAUUACAUAUUAUUCAACAAAAUUAAAUAAAUGGAAGAAAAAAUGA